AUGCCUCUGGAAAAAUCAUCGUAUGGCGAUAUGCAGGAGCUGACCGCUUUAGUUUUGGUAACAAUUGUAAGCGUCAAUGCCUUAAGGAAACCUGUGGCGGUAAAGGAUCUGGGUUUCCUGGCCCAGCAGCGCAUCUCCGAUGGCUUCGUGGCACCGAGGGGAAAAUUUCGCUACCUUGUGGGGUUGAGUUUUAAAAACAGAGACGGAAGCCACUACUGGUGUGGAGGCGCCAUCAUAGACAGGCACUGGAUCCUGACUGCCGCUCAUUGCACAAAUGAGGGCGAAUUCGUGACCAUUUAUUAUGGAGCUCACAAUCGGAAAAAGGCUGCAUUCACGCACAGGGUAAUGUGGAAGGAUUGGAAGCAGCAUGAGAACUUCGACAGCUAUAUUCUAUCGUGCGAUAUCUCCUUAAUUCGCACACCCUACAUUCGAUAUGAGAACGGCGUCGAAAGCGCCCGUCUUCCCGGUGCGGAGAGUAAUGUUUUAACCAACAAGUUGGGAGUGGUAUCUGGCUGGGGCAAGACCUUCCAGAGCAAAGACAUUGUGGAUAUAUUGACCUGCAUAAAUGUGACGAUUGUCGAUAGUGCCCCCUGCGACAGAUAUUACGGUUCGCUCUUGUUUACGGAUGAUCACAUUUGCAUUAUGUCAGCCAGUAGCUCUAAGGGAAGUCCCUGCAGCGGCGACUCCGGCGGACCCCUGAUACUAUACAACGGUGAAAUCCUUGUGGGCAUUGUAUCCUAUGGCUCCACAGAAGGUUGCAAGGCGCACUUACCCUUGGCCUUGACGCGUGUGACCAGCUACAUGGAUUGGAUUGCGAAGCAAAUGGAAACUGGAAACGCUGCUUGCAGCAUUCUGGGCUUUAGAAUCCGCCACUCAAUUCUUUUUUUACUCUACACACUAAUAAAGUAUUAA
Molecule: messenger RNA, 912 nt
Organism: Scaptodrosophila lebanonensis
Lineage: Eukaryota; Metazoa; Arthropoda; Insecta; Diptera; Drosophilidae
Product: serine protease 1-like
Exons: 2
Coding region: 1-912 (303 amino acids)
Biological process (GO): proteolysis
Molecular function (GO): serine-type endopeptidase activity
Source: RefSeq, a predicted model, not a curated record